Messenger RNA from Leptopilina boulardi, 429 nucleotides. Its product is annotated as differentially expressed in FDCP 6 homolog. Lineage: Eukaryota; Metazoa; Arthropoda; Insecta; Hymenoptera; Figitidae. The transcript has a single exon. Bases 1 to 429 code for a protein of 142 amino acids. The record is from RefSeq and is a predicted model, not a curated record.
AUGGCGACGACGCUACAAGACCUUACUGUGGUAGAAUUGAAGGAGAUUUUACGUUGGAAAAAUAUGAGCUCCACGGGCAAUAAAGCGGAACUGGUCGCCAAAAUUCAGGAAAUUGACAAGCAAGAGAGUUGGAAAGCCUUUAUUCAAGAAAAAAACCAAGUUGCAGAACAUAAUCUGCUACAAGAAGAGUUGCAGAAGACAAGGCUGGAAAAUGAAAACCUAUCGGCCAAGGUGGAAGCGUUGAAGAGCGAUCUGGAAAAACUAAAGGAAUCAGUAGCAAGCAGAGACCAAGGACAAAAUUAUGACGAACAGCUGAGAACUAUCAGAGCCGAGCGAGUGGAGAUGGCAAGGCAACUGGAUUUAGCUAGGCAGGAGCUGGAAAGAGUGAGACUAAAUAGAGAGAGAGACCCGGAAGUUCAACGCAAAUGA